This is a messenger RNA of Bipolaris sorokiniana ND90Pr, 1786 nucleotides long. RefSeq lists its product as uncharacterized. Bases 468 to 1592 code for a protein of 374 amino acids. NCBI's taxonomy places the organism in Eukaryota, Fungi, Ascomycota, Dothideomycetes, Pleosporales, Pleosporaceae. The transcript has 3 exons. The record is from RefSeq and is a predicted model, not a curated record.
GCGACAUAUCCAGCUGCUGGCCGCACAUGUGGCUUGACGACUCGUACCACUUUGGCAAUGGCAUUCCCUGCGCAUCCCCAUCUGCGCACAGCCCUGGUACCUUUCGGCAUCACUGAGCAUGUACGCCACCAAAGUCAACAGCCCACGGCUCCACGACCCAUUUCCCAUCUUUCCCACUCGCCAUACUCUUUCCACUGCUUCCCGAUCUGGUAAAGUCGUCAAGCCUCGCCGUCACAGAGCCCAGCUGCUCGUCCGUCGCCCAGGCUUUGGGGCAUGGCUAGCAACACCAGCGGCUUGCUGCUAGCACCAUGCCGCUUGGUCCAAGUUUUGAAUCAUAGCUCUAUCGCGAUGCUUUUUCAAUUUGUAUAAGUAAGACAUCCCAUCCCGCUGGUUGAAGAUCAUCAUCCAACGCACCUCACAACCUUCACUCCCAACUCACUUCCUCUACUCCAAACUCAUCCUUCAAGAUGCGCAACGUUCUCCUCGCUGUUUCCGCCAUCAGCGGUUUGGCUGCCGCCCUUCCCCAGAGGCCCAACUUUGAGGCUGCUAAGGCUCUUCCUCUGCCCAGUGUUGAACUCCUCAAGCCAAAGGUUGAUGAGAAGCCAAACGCCCCAAUCAAGUACAACCAGCCCGCUGCCGUGCAAGAGGUCAAGCAAGAUGUCAGCAACAACGGUGUGCAGACCAGGAAGCGCUCAACCUCUUGCAGCGGCACUGUGGAGGCAGGAGGUGCUGCACCUGUUCCCGGUGAUGGCUCUGCUGGUGCCUACCUUGCCACCACAAACAAUGUGCUCAAGAGCAAUGCUGAUGGAGCAACUGCUCCUGCCGGCUACGAUGAGGCUUUCAAGGGCCUUAACAAAGCCACCCAGCAGAUUGGUUACUUGACCUACAAGAACAUUGAGACUGGCAAUUACAAUGUUCAGGCAUGCGCCGACUUCUGUGAUAGCGAGAAGUUCUGCCUUGGCUUCAACAUCUACUACGAGCGUGAUCCCAAAUACGCGCCUUCCGCCUCCUGCACGGAUCCUGAGCCCCAGACCAACCUCAAGUGCGCUCUCUUCGGAUACCCCGUCUCCGCAAACACGGCUAUCAACGAUGGCCAGUACCGCGAGCAAUUCCAAGUUGUCAUUGCUGGCAGUAACGGAUACUCUAAGCGCCAAGGUACCGUCUGCAGGAAUGCUCCUGUUGUGCCCCGCUUCAAUGCACCAACCCAACUUCCCGCUGCUAUCGAUGCUCCUUACAUCACCAAGAACAACCGUGAAUACUACACCUACAAUGGCAUGCGCCUCUUCAACGAGAACCCCUAUGACCCCAGCCUUUGCGCUGCUGCUUGCGAGGCCCAGACCGCUUUCGAUAAGGAGCACCUCGUCGAUGCCAGCGGCGAGUACAGGCCAUGCAACUUCUUCACCUCUUACAUCUUGACUCAGAACGACGUUCCUCUCGGAACUUACUGCGCCCUCUAUACUCAGACCUGGGGCCCUGAAUAUGCCACCAACACUGGCUACCACUGGGAAUCCGAUGAGUACCGCACCAUUUGCGCUGCUUCAUACAGCCUUACUGCCCAAGACAGCGGCCGCAUCGCUACACCUACCAUCUAAGAGGCAUAACACGAAUUGGAUGAUGGGAUGAAACGGGGCUGUGAAUGACGGUUACUAGGACGUUACGCAUGAUGAUGAUUCAUUUUUUUGUUUAAUGAUCUAAUAUAAUGACUUUUCUAAAAUGUCUGCAUCUUCUUACUUUGGUAAUUGUGGUCAAUGGUAUUAUUCACAUGAUAGUGGCAGUAUGAACGAGC